CAGCAGACCUGCCACUCGUGCGGUGGCAUCGGCCACAUGGGUCGUAACUGCCCCCAAACCAUGAAGUGCUACAACUGCGGCAAGUCUGGCCACAUCUCCCGUGACUGCCCUGAGGCCCAAGGGUGA
This is a messenger RNA of Aspergillus lentulus, 126 nucleotides long. The record is from RefSeq and is a predicted model, not a curated record. Lineage: Eukaryota; Fungi; Ascomycota; Eurotiomycetes; Eurotiales; Aspergillaceae.